GUGUGUUUUUCAUUUCAUGUAAGAAAAGUUCGUGUUGCCCAAGAAGGUGGACGCCUGAUCUUCGCGAUCAGUCGCGAUUGGACCGUGGAUCGACGCGUUCCAACGCGCGUUUAAAGAGAUGCGCACCAUUUACGAAACGUAAGCAUCCUUGUAUCUUCAGCUUUUAUUCGGAAAAUCGCGAUCGCGAGUAUAAUAGUACAUUUUUAAGCAAACUUAAAUGUGAGAAAACUUUGCAACGUGCAAGCAGUGUUUAAUUAUUUCCUGAUAUCAUCGGGAUGUCAUCAUCGCUGUGUGUAUAAGAGAUAGUGUUGCGUUCGUACCUCAAUCAAUGUGAGAUUCAGUCAGUUCGAUACAAUAAAACAGACUCCGGACGGAGACGGACACAUCAACUUAUCCGGUGAUAAGAAGAAACCCGCUUCAGCUCUCGGUGAGAGAUAAGUGUGCUCGGUCGUGUAGGCGAAGGUGGGGCAUUAAUCGACAACAUGUGCACCAGCAAUGGACGGUUCUAUCUGUCACCUGGCAUCGGCGAUGUCUGGAAGUUGCGGUCAUUUGGUGAUAGCAGUGCCGCAUGCUAGUUCACAUCCAUCGGACGACCAGCGCGAACGGGUUUAGUACCCAUUUGCGUACCGAUCGAGGUAAACCCGAUUGGGUAGAACGACGAAGACGUGACUUCUGGUGUAAGAUCUUCCCAGAAGAUCACCCCAGAUCGGGAGCCGUAUUGAAGUGAAGUGAAGCAGUGUGGUUCAUUCUUAAAAGUAAUCUUCAACCAGAUUCUACGUACGCGUGUUGUGCCACUGUGUACACUGCUUUCCGAUCACUUUCAUUUAGAAUUCGAAGGUGGAGGUGGUUCGGACUCCGAACAGUGUCACCUCAGUGUCAUUAUACCUAACGGGCGACACAAAAAAAAGCGUGACAUACAUUUCCAAAAACCGAAAAAAAAACUGUCACCGUGUAACGGUCGUACGCCGUUUUUGGGGGCAGUGGUGUCAGUUCUAUUACUAGAACAGGCGGAAAGGUGGUUUAUUUUCGUGGUGUUUUGCCCGUCAGCGUUUUACCGCCUGGACGACAAUCCCUUGUGCGUGUGGACGAUGGCGAUACGGGUGACAAAGAAAUGUUUCCUACUGUCCACGCUUGGUGUACUGAUCUUGGCAGCGGCACUGACCGUGACCCUGGUUCUGGUGCUACGGGACGAUGAAGAGAUCAGCGAAACUUAUCGCUUCACAGCCAGCUCGAUCGAGCUGCGGCUCGAAGAGCAAUCGGACCAUCGGUACGUGCUGAACAUCUAUCGAGGUGAUGAUCGCGUGCAAAGGAUCACCUUCGAUCAUGAUUUCACGGACGAUUCCGAUAUCGAAACGUUCCCGAAAGGAAUGCGGUUGUUUGGCAAUGGACACAACAUCGAAAUUCGCGAACUAGAAGAUAGUGCCGGCUUUGCCUACUUGAGUGUAACGCGCACCUUGCGCAAAGGCCAGAUCGGUAGCGAUGUGUUGCAUCUGCACGAUACGUUCGGCCCGGAUCAGGCACCGCUGCACUGGUACGGUGGUCCAGAGCUGAUGGAACAGUAUUAUCCAAUCGAGAAGUUACGCUUUAACGACUACCCGUACAUUACCAAGGAGCUGCACAGUGCGGCCAUUAUCGAACGCUACUGGUUCAAUACUGCCGGUGUGUUUUUCUACGUCGACAAGGAGGUGCCACUGUUUCUCGAUCAGGACGAUCAGGUGUUAAGGUUUAGCGCGAAAAAGGAACUACCGUACUACACGUACGACCAGGAGUUUGUGUUUAGUUAUCGCGUUGGUAUCGCGGCAGAUGCCCGUGAAGCACACCAGAAGGCGAUCGAGCGGGUGCUGAACCAACCGGUUGACAUUCCCGACGAGCGCAUGGUACGGCAACCGAUCUGGUCGACCUGGGUCCGUUAUCGGCGCCCGAUUAGCCAGCAAACGGUGUUGGAUUUUGCGCGCGAAAUCAACGCGUACGGGUUCAAGAACGCUCAGCUCGACAUCGAUGAUUUGUGGGAGGUGUGCUACGGAUCGCUUACCUUCAACACGAUUACCUUCCCGAACGUGACUGAGAUGACGGAGAUGCUGCACGAGAUGGGUUUCCGCGUAACGCUCUGGGUUCAUCCAUUCAUCAACAAAAACUGUGAUCCUUGGUACACGGAAGCACUCAGCAAAGGUUAUCUCGUGAAAUCGCACAACGAAACCAUCGGCUAUAACACGAGAUGGUGGAACAGUGCGGAAAACGAGGCGUCCUACAUCAACUUCAACAAUCCCGAUGCGGUCGAAUGGUAUCGGCGAAGAUUGCGUGAUAUCCAGGAUCUCGGUAUCGAUAACUUCAAGUUCGAUGCUGGCGAAACGAGCUGGGCACCGGCAGAUCCGGAUAUUGGAGGACCCACGGCACUGUUACCGUCGAGCCAGACCGUUAACUUCGUGCGUAUGUGUGCCGCCUUCGGUGGUAUGAUCGAGGUGCGUACCGGUUGGGGAACGCAAGAUCUGCCCGUGUUCGUUCGAAUGCUCGAUUUUGACACACGCUGGGGUUGGAAUAAUGGGCUACAGUCGCUCAUACCGACACUGCUGCAGAUGAACUUGAACGGGUAUCCGUUCGUGCUGCCGGACAUGAUCGGUGGCAACGUGUACGGGGACGACAUACUGACGAAGGAGUUGUUUAUCCGCUGGCUUGAAGCGAGUGUCUUCAUGCCGAGCAUACAGUUCUCCAAGACGCCUUGGGAUAUUGAUGAGGAGAGUAUAACGAUUUCGAAGAAGUUUGCUGAGCUGCACGAAAUGUACUCAGACUAUAUCAUCCAACGGAUGCGCCUUGCUGUAUCGAACGGUACACCAGUAAAUCCCCCGAUUUGGUGGCUUGAUCCUACCGACAAAAUAGCUCAAACUAUUUACGACCAAUAUCUGCUCGGUGAGGACAUUGUGGUAGCACCGGUGUUGGCAGAGUUCGCCACCGCUCGGGAUAUCUACCUGCCGAAGGGAACGUGGCGUGAUGGUAACACCAAUCGGGUACACGAAGGUGGCCGGUGGAUUUACAACUACACGGCACCGAUGGACAUGCUGCCAUACUUUGUCUCUGCCACGUUCCAAGCAAACUGAGCAAACGCUGUGAAGAAUGGUUUGCAUGCAAGGCAACAUAAGCGUAACCAGGUUAUGCUAGUUCCUUACAACGAUAACAAAAACGGGGAAUCCACAAGUGGAUUUUAAAGAAAGGGUAAAGAUGGAUACGGAACGCAAUCAUAGUGAUUUAUAUUUACUUAUUUUUCCAUCUUUCAAAAAUAAACUGAUAUCAGCUAUUAAUAAUCU
Molecule: messenger RNA, 3299 nt
Organism: Anopheles funestus (African malaria mosquito)
Lineage: Eukaryota; Metazoa; Arthropoda; Insecta; Diptera; Culicidae
Product: myogenesis-regulating glycosidase-like
Exons: 5
Coding region: 1089-3092 (667 amino acids)
Biological process (GO): carbohydrate metabolic process
Molecular function (GO): hydrolase activity, hydrolyzing O-glycosyl compounds
Source: RefSeq, a predicted model, not a curated record